AUGUCUGACGACCAAUCGAAUCCUACUGUGCAACCCUCCGAGGUACUUGAGAAGCAACGCGCCGAGUUGAAAGACCUGCUCGAACAAGCUGCUGCGAAGGAUGCGACCAAAGAUUACAACUCCGCAUCAGAGCUCUACUCUCAAGCAACUGAGUUGCAGUCUGAGAUCAAUGGCGAAAUGUCACCCGAGAAUGCGGAUCUUCUUUACGCCUACGGAAAGUCGCUUUACAAUGUCGCUGUGAGCAAGAGUGAUGUGCUGGGAUCCAAGGUCGCCGGAGAGCCCCAAGCUGAACCAAGCAAGCCCUCUUCAAGCGCUAAGUCUGCUGGUUCCGCUGGCACUGGCGAGAGUCUGAUCCAGGAUGCUAUGUCAAAUGCGAUGGCCAAACCCUCUACGUCUUCACUGGGCAAGAGCGACAAGUCGGAAUCCACUCCACCCAAGGCACUUUUCCAAUUUACCGGUGACGAGAACUUUGUUGACUCGGACGAGGAAGAUGAGGAUGAGAACCAGGAGGAGGGCGAUGAGGAAGAAGAAGACGAUUUCGCUAAUGCUUUCGAGGUUCUGGAUUUGGCGCGCGUGCUUUACCUGAAGAAACUUGAGGCAGCGGAGGAAAGCAGUAGCGCAAAGGGCAAAUCGGCUGAUCUACCGGAGGAUUUGAAACAUAUCAAGGAGCGACUUGCCGAUACCUAUGAUCUGCAGGCUGAGAUUUCUUUGGAAGCGGAGAGAUUUAGUGAUGCGGUUACUGAUCUACGAACUGCCCUCGAUCUGCGAUAUUCACUGUUCCCGUUCGAGGACCCCUCCGUUGCCGAGUGCCAUUACAAACUUUCUCUUGCCCUCGAAUUUGCAUCGGUUCCACAAGAAGGUGAGGAGGAUGAGACUGAAAAGGAGAAGACAGUGGACGAGGAAAUGCGAAAGGAGGCUGCGACUCAGAUGGAGCGUGCUAUUGAGAGCUGUAAAGUUCGACUUACUCAGGAAGAGAAAAAGCUGGAGACCAACAAGGACAUGGACGAAGACAAAAUGACUGCUUCGAAGAGAAAGAUUGCCAAUGUUAAGGAGAUCAUUGUUGAGAUGGAGCAAAGAUUGGUCGAUCUCCGCCGCUCUCCCGCAACGGUCGAGGAGAGUAACCAGGACAAUGAGGCCUUCCUGAAGGGCAUUCUUGGCCAGAUCGUCGGACAGUCUCCUGCUGACCAGAAGGCUCGACUUGAUGCUGCUAGUAAUGAAGCGAACGAUCUCUCAUCUCUGGUCCGACGAAAGCCUGCCAGCCAAGCCGCUCCAGUAUCGAAGCGCCCAGCUGAAGACGAUCCUUCAGAGAAUGACUCAAAACGUGCUCGUGUGGAUGACGCUCCCUCCACUGCCUAA
Messenger RNA from Penicillium malachiteum, 1356 nucleotides. Its product is annotated as SHNi-TPR domain-containing protein. Lineage: Eukaryota; Fungi; Ascomycota; Eurotiomycetes; Eurotiales; Aspergillaceae. Gene Ontology annotation, molecular function: histone binding. The coding region runs from base 1 to 1356 and encodes 451 amino acids. The record is from RefSeq and is a predicted model, not a curated record. Gene Ontology annotation, cellular component: nucleoplasm. Gene Ontology annotation, biological process: CENP-A containing chromatin assembly; DNA replication-dependent chromatin assembly. The transcript is spliced from 2 exons.